CCCAGAAGGGAAGACCCGGUGGGCGUGUGGUCGAACACUACCACUACACUCAAUGGCCCGACAUGGGAACGCCAGAGUACCCGCUGCCGCUGCUCACCUUUGUGCGAAAGGCGUCCCACGCCAAGCGCCACGCCGUGGGGCCCGUUGUCGUCCAUUGCAGCGCUGGGGUGGGAAGAACAGGCACGUACAUUGUGCUAGACAGUAUGUUGCAGCAAAUUCAACAGGAAGGAACUGUCAACGUAUUUGGCUUCUUAAAACACAUUCGUUCACAAAGAAAUUAUUUGGUGCAAACUGAG
Leptonychotes weddellii (Weddell seal) is the source of this 296-nucleotide messenger RNA. The record is from RefSeq and is a predicted model, not a curated record. NCBI's taxonomy places the organism in Eukaryota, Metazoa, Chordata, Mammalia, Carnivora, Phocidae.